GCUUUACUCCUUGAUGCUUUAUUAGAAAGGGGAGGAGCCAUACAUAUUAUACACAAACAAAACAAAAAAUUCAAUUCAAUUUCUGCAAUUCAAUUUUAGAUUGCUCUAUUAGAUUUGAAGAUGUCUGGAAGAAAUGCCUUUUUCUACGUCGACAACGCAUAUUAUGCAGCCUUGGAAGAUUUAGAAGACGAAUUGCCACGACUUCCAAGCAAACCGACCAAUCCUUUGGAGCUCAUUGACAAGAGAACCUACCUGGCGCGGAAGAGUCAAGCCGACAAUUUGAAAAGCCUGAAAGACCUCUGCCUUGAAAAUGUUGCUAGGAACAUGGACAAAAUCUGGUGUAAGGACUACGUCGAAAACUGGUGUGGACAAACACUGACCUUUUUCCUUGGUCCCUUUGAAUUGCUAGCCGGCAGAUGCAUUUUUGAGCUGAUGGAAUUACUGAGGUCGAAGAAUUGUCUGCAUUUCCGAUACCUGCCAACCUUAGUGACAGGAAACUUGGCCGCUUUAAAUUUGAAGAACUUUAAGAAUAUCAAUAGAAUUUUGACUCCAAUCAAGCAUAGAUGCCAGAAUAAUUUACGUAUUCUGAACUUAGAAAAUUGCCUUGGGAUGACGGAGGCAAUUUUGUCAUCUGCCCUCGAGGGUUUGAAAAGGUUGGAAGAACUGAACCUUAAAAGCACAGGUGUGUCAAAUAAUAUUUUGGAAACGAUUGGAUUGUGUGCAUUCCCUCUCAGAUAUCUUCAAUUGAGUGACAAUGAAAAAAUAACAAAUGAGGGGAUAGAAAAACUCUGCACAAAACAUCUUUCGCUCCACCUUUCUGCAGUUUUACUGGAUUUCACUAGCGUCGACAUCGAAGGACUGUUUAAAUUGAUCGAAUCAUUACCAAAACUCCAGGUUUUAGAUCACAUAUCAACAACAGAUGCAGUUCUGUGUUGGAGACUCAAAAAUAUGGACAGCGACAACAACGUACUAAAAAUCAGGCAGUUGAAACUUGACCCUGGGAUUUACAGCAUUGAUGAGCUCUGUGGAAUUGUUACGACCUGCCCUAACUUGACUGAUAUAUCAUUUGCCUCUAGUGCACCAAUAGAUUUCAAUGCCGCCUUGCCUUUUCUGGACGCAAAAAAUCUUUCAAUGUUUGCGUCUAAUAACAGUUUGAUACCAGAUAGCUCUUGGUUUAUGCAUAUGGGUCAGUCUUUAAUAAAAAUUGAUCUUCGGGGCAGAAACUCAAGCAGCUUACAAUUUGACUUGACUGUGAUUGGAAAAUCGUGUCCCCUUCUGCAGUUUUUGAAGACUGAGAAUUUGUAUUUGACGGAGAGCACUGGCCAAACUACAAAGAUGUUUGAAAGCUUGACUUCCCUAUCUUUGCAAAACCAAAGGUUGAGCAAUUGUGUUCCAAGCACACUUAAAAUUGUAGUUACACAUGCUUUCAAUUUGAAAAGUAUUGAACUGACCAGAUUUGAACUCAUGGACAGAUUUUUUGAAGAAUUAUUUGUAGAAAGCAGUUUGGAUCACAAAAUACUUGCAAAAUUGCAAAUUUUGAGCUUAGUUAAAUGUGAAAACGUGACUGAUAGUGGUCUAAACCACCUGAUUUGCUGCUCUCCAAAUCUCUCAGAAAUUCACUUUCAUGAGAAUGCAAACUCGUACAUGAUUGACAAAAUUGUAGAAUUCAACAAGUUAAAAUUAAGCAUCCUCUGUGAUAAGUCAGUUGAAGAUGUAGAUUAAGUGCUUUCUCUUGUCCUGUUCAUCACAGGAAAAAUGAAAUGUAAAUUUUUAAAUUUUAAAGGUUUUUUAUGAAUCAGAAAAAUGAAUGAAUUUUUAUUCCUUACAUAUUAUCAUUAUUUUUUGUCACAUAAUUUAUAAGUUCAUCGCAUAGAUCUUGUCUGGAGAAUUUUUUCCUGCACACACCCAGUAGUUUGGUCAAAAGUUCAAUGUCAAUCAUACCAAUGACUCUGAGUGUAUCUGGAAAAUGUAAAGUUUUAAAUAGUUC
Messenger RNA from Neocloeon triangulifer, 1987 nucleotides. RefSeq lists its product as uncharacterized. Gene Ontology annotation, cellular component: SCF ubiquitin ligase complex. Bases 121 to 1722 code for a protein of 533 amino acids. The record is from RefSeq and is a predicted model, not a curated record. The transcript has 4 exons. Gene Ontology annotation, biological process: SCF-dependent proteasomal ubiquitin-dependent protein catabolic process. NCBI's taxonomy places the organism in Eukaryota, Metazoa, Arthropoda, Insecta, Ephemeroptera, Baetidae.